Messenger RNA from Diachasma alloeum, 2240 nucleotides. RefSeq lists its product as uncharacterized. Lineage: Eukaryota; Metazoa; Arthropoda; Insecta; Hymenoptera; Braconidae. The coding region runs from base 329 to 1333 and encodes 334 amino acids. Gene Ontology annotation, molecular function: protein binding. The transcript is spliced from 6 exons. The record is from RefSeq and is a predicted model, not a curated record.
GAAUUCCUGGAUCGAAUGUUUACAUUCUGAGCUAUUUCAUCAGCAGGCCUACAUCGACUACUCCAAAAGUUGCCCAACGAAAGCCCUCGGUUUCCCUCAACAUUUUCCGAAAAAAACUCGACAAAAACCCAGUAAGCAUCGUCUCUACGAUGUCGUGUCACGAUAACGGUGUGAAAAGUGUCGAGGAGACUUGUUACGGAUGUUUACACACGCCGAGUUAAGAAUUAAAUACAACACAGUGUUGAUUGUGUGCCCAUUGCGCUUUGGAAAGGAGUAAAUAAUUUUUCUGCGUUGAAUAACAACAUCAGGAGAGUUAACAAUUGGCAGGAUGCAACAGGAGGGAACACCUAAGUUCCUGAAGUAUCAUCAGGGCAGCGUGAGGAGCGUCGCAUUCAGUCCAAGGGAGAGAUACCUAUUUUGCUCCGGAGGUUACGAUGGAAAAAUUAUCUUCUACUCUGCCCUGCGAAUGGAGUCACUCAUGCACUAUCAGAUAACACCGCAUUACAUCACGCAGGCCAAGAAUGUUAAUGCUGUUAAAUUCACCUCAGAUGGAUCCAAAGUAAUUGCAGUUACCAAUGCUCGUAGAUUAGUGGUGAUUGAUGUGGAGAGAGGGGCACAACUGUUGAGCUACGACAAUUGUGCAUUCGGGGGGAAGGAUCGCACUGGAUUGGCCACUGAUCCUGCUAGACCGAAUUUAGCUAUUUCUGUUGCUGUUAAUGGAAAGGGAUUGACACUGGUUGAUCUCAGGAUGCCUCUACCAUUAGAUUUUAUUUAUGACCUACAUGGCUCUGUCAUAAGGGACAUAUGUUUUUUGCCAUCCUCAUGGCCAUGGCAAAAUUCAAUAUUGACGGGCGGUACCGAUGGUACGUGUAAAGUGUCAUCCCCCGAUGGACGGGUGUUGCAUUCUUUCCAGCCUGGACACAGCGUCAACACUGUGUGUGUCACACCAGAGCCUUUCAGCAGAACCGCUGAAGAUGGAUACUACAGUUUGAUAAUGAGUGGCGGUGAUCUAGUAUCUGCUUACGUACCAAACACUGGUAUCCAGCAAUUGCUCAAGGAACACAAAGAUUCACCAGUGUGGAAGUUGCGUUAUACUUCCAAUGGAAGUACUUUAUAUUCUGUCUGUGACGGAGGAAUUCUGAGGCGUUACAGGAGGUAUCCUGAUCACCACGAGCACAUUGGCGAGGUUUAUCGUCACAAGGGGGAUAUCCAGGAUCUCGAUGUCUCUGCCUGGGACGAAUAUGUGAUUACAGCUUCCAAAGAUCGCAGCGUCGGAAUUCUCCUGCUUGGCUCGCCGAAUCACGGCUUCACAGAGUACACUGAACUCACCUGAUGUCCAAGAACAAUAAAUUCCGUCCUAUUCACCGAUGUCGGCCUAACAAGCCCGGAAUUAAUAUUAAGGAUAUUAUUCAUGUUGAAUAUAAAUUUUUGUAACUUAAUAUUAAAGAUAAGACGUUGUUAUUUUGGUAUAUAAGGAAUUUAUUGAGACAUUGUACAGUAACGGGAAUUGGAAGGAAAUAAAAGGGGAGAUGAGUCCAGAAGGGCGGGUUUUUAUUAUUCUUGGAAUAUCUCCGGAGGCAAGACAUGCACGAAGAAAUGUCAAAACACUUUGUGGAGAAUUUCGGGAGCAAAAAGCAAAAAGGUCUGCCGUCUUCUCCUGAACUUCAUAAUUUCAGAGAUAUCUACGGGAUGAUCUGAAUCUAAUUUUUGAAUUCAUCUCCUCCUAAACUAAUAUUUUAUUGUUGAUUAUUAAAUUAUUCCAGAAAGCAUUGAAUGAUAAUAAUGAUAAGUAUGAGUGGAAAAUGAAAAAAAAUUGAGAAUUUCAUGUGCAGUUUUUUUUACAAAUAUAUCCUAAAUAUGUAUGAAGUUCUUGAGAAUAUCAAGAACUCAGCCAUGAGACCGUUAUUUUUAUAACUUUGUAAAUUGAAUAGUUUUUUUUUUCAUAGAAAAAACUAUUGUGACCUGAAUUGCAAAAGUAAAUUGCAGAAUUUUCGAUAGAAUUGACGGAAAAACACAUCCAAUUUUUACCGGAUUUGAAUAGAACUUCAUUACACAAGGAAUCAUUUUCGUACAGAAUUUUAUGUACCAAAACAAUCUCUUAUCAUUCAUUCCCUCCUUUAUUUUCAUCUUCUUCCCUAUAUUAAUAAGAAGAAAUUGAUGACAACUGAAGACAGUCUAAGUUCUUGUUUUCACUGUAUUUUUCUUUGUUUCUUAUAAUAAAAUUUAAGGAAACCUUUAAA